Molecule: messenger RNA, 2152 nt
Organism: Aedes albopictus (Asian tiger mosquito)
Lineage: Eukaryota; Metazoa; Arthropoda; Insecta; Diptera; Culicidae
Product: carboxylesterase 5A
Exons: 2
Coding region: 115-2028 (637 amino acids)
Source: RefSeq, a predicted model, not a curated record
UCUGCAGAAGCCUAGCCUAUGGGUCAGAUGCUUCUCUCGUCAAUCCGUUCGGGCAAAGUGCGUAGGUAGCAGUGAAGUUAGAUCGUUGAUUAACAAGAGCAGGACAGGUCUGCCAUGUGUCGUCGCAUCCGAUUGUUGAUUAUUCUCGCCGGUGGUUUAUUGCUUCUGCUGACGGUCGUAAAGCGAUGUGAGGCCAUCGUCGGUGGAAUACGGUCGGCGCCACCCCCAGUGGAUGAUCCGGUAGUGUUUGUACGUUAUGUGGGGAAAUCCGCCCGGGUCGAAGGUACACGGAGCCGACAGACGGGCCUCUAUUCCUUCCGAGGAAUCCGCUAUGCAGAGGCACCCGUUGGGCAGUACCGGUUUCAGAGGCCAACUUUUAAAAGAUUGAGUGGCGACGUGAAUGCGAUCGAUAAUGGACCGCCAUGCCCUCAGCCAGAGCCUAACAACCCUUACAAAGUAAUUGGAAACGAGGACUGUCUGCUGCUGAACGUGUUUACACCCCAGAUGCCCGAUGAAACGACCGGUUUACCGGUUGUUGUGUGGAUUCACGGUGGGGGAUAUCGCUACGGCUCGGCAGCGCAAUAUGGUGGCGAGCCUUUAACACAGAAUGGAGUCAUAUUUGUUCCAAUCCAAUACCGUUUAGGAUCGUUUGGUAUGAUAGGCGAUGGUAGCCGAGAUUUCUCAGGAAAUCUUGCUUUAUUAGAUAUGGCGUCAGCAGUGCGCUGGGUGAAGGAUUACAUUUCAUGGUUUGGAGGAGAUCCUAAUCAGAUAAAAGUUAUUGGCCAAGGUUCAGGAGCUACAGCCGCAAUGAUUUUAACAUCCGCCACAAUGGCUCGUAGCUCAAUAUCGGGAGUAGUGGCCAUGUCGGGAUCAUCUUUGCAGCCAAACACCUAUGACUCUGAGCCGGUUACAUCACUGAAAGAAAUAGUGUCAAAGCAUGAUUGCUCGGCUGGUAAUGAAACCGAGAUUGUGAAGUGCAUGAGAGGAAAAACUGUUCAAGAUAUCAUAAAAGUUGAUAGUGAACUACAAGUCAGUAGACUGAGCGACCAAGGAGCAGUGAAAGCCUUGACAGGGCACGUUGGUGUUAAUCCAGCUGUAGAACAAAAAGACGACGGUCGAGGAUUGUUGGGAGUCAUGACAGAAAAACCCGAAGAGUCUAUCAGUCGCGGAGAUUUCCCCAAAAUUCCUCUUCUAAUAGGUGUAACUAAAGAUGAAACGGCAAACUUCAUUGAUGUAAAAGAAAUUGAAACAGCGUUCACUUCGCCGACAAACUUUUUGAAAAGUACUAGCAAAAUUGUAGGACUUGACGGUUUUCUCAAUUCCAACAAAUCUGUUCCGCUUUUGGAUUCAUUGGGCACGGUGUUGGACUUGACACGAUAUUUGGAAAUACCAAAAGCAUGGAAUGUAACUCAAAUAUUUGGAAAGCUCGUGGAAGCAACAACUGAUGCCGUAUUCAAUCUCCCUGCCAUAGUGACAGCCCAAGCGUGGAGUAAAUCUUCAAAAUCGUUUUUCUACAGUUUUGAGCAUCGGUCUGAUAACACCAAGGGAAGUGAUUUCCUAAAAGGUCUCCCACUAGUCGCGAAGUCGAAUCACGAGAAGCAGAAAAUGCUCGUUGCUCACGGGGACGAGCUGGGCAUUCUUUUUGAUACGUUCGAUGUACACGGUAAUCCUAUUGAAAAAGCAACGGUUAAGUCCAAACGUGACAUCAAUGCGAGAAAGGCGUUUGCUACAUUUAUUGCCAAAUUUGCCCAUAUGAACGCCAGCAACCCGAGGGAUGAUAGUUUGUUCAAACCUUUUAGCACCAAAGGAACGCCGUACAUUAAGAUUGGAGAACAAAUUACUACAGAGAAUGAUUUUAGAUUUUGUCAACUCUCCAUCUGGGGAGCCCAACUGGAAGCGCUGCAAUCAAUUUCCUGUCAAUUUUUAGGCGAUGGACUUGGAAGCAUAGGAAAAGUUGUUAAUCAGUUGACUGGAAUAAUCAGUAAUCCACGUCCUUCCGUGCCAAAUAGAGUUUUCGGAAUUUUCUAAUUAAUUUUGCUUGCUAUGGAAUGUGUAUCAACACUCGCAGAAAUUAUUAGGUUUCGUAAAAAGAUCUAUCAAUAAACGGCCAUUGCCUACAUGUCAGUGUUGUCUUAUUAAAAACCACAAUUGU